Orycteropus afer afer is the source of this 1670-nucleotide messenger RNA. It is a transcript of the gene VIPAS39, whose product is annotated as VPS33B interacting protein, apical-basolateral polarity regulator, spe-39 homolog. Gene Ontology annotation, biological process: vacuolar transport; intracellular protein transport. NCBI's taxonomy places the organism in Eukaryota, Metazoa, Chordata, Mammalia, Tubulidentata, Orycteropodidae. Gene Ontology annotation, cellular component: cytoplasm. The record is from RefSeq and is a predicted model, not a curated record.
UUCUUUGAGUCUCACAACCUGACUAGAAAGGCAGGUCCAGCGGCGGCAGAGGCUGGCUCCCCCUUCGUAGGGAGGGCUCGAUGAGCAAGAGAUGAGUAGGACAAAGGGUGAUGAGGAGGAGUAUUGGAACAGCUCCAAGUUCAAGGCUUUCACCUUUGAUGAUGAAGAUGAUGAGCUCUCACAGCUAAAGGAGUCCAAGCGAGCAGUGAACAGCCUUCGAGACUUCGUGGAUGAUGACGACGACGAUGAUCUGGAGCGAGUCAGCUGGAGCGGGGAGCCUGUGGGAAGUAUUUCUUGGACCAUCAAAGAGACUACUAGUAAUAGUGGGUCAACCCAUGAGGGACGUGAACAGAAGAACCGAAACAGCUUUUAUACACAGCUGUCCAAACCUGCUUCUACCUACUCCUUGAGCAGCUUUUUUAAAGGCAGAACUAGACUUGGAAGUUUCCAGUCCCUUUCUGAUGCUCUGUCGGACCCACCUGCCAAAAGCUAUGCUCCAGAACUGGGGAGGCCCAAAGGAGAGUAUAGGGAUUACAGUAAUGACUGGAGCCUCAGUGACACAGUGCAACGCCUCCGGAAAGGGAAGGUCUGCUCACUAGAAAGAUUCCGCUCCUUACAGGACAAGUUACAACUCCUGGAAGAAGCAGUGAGCAUGCAUGAUGGAAAUGUCAUUACUGCAGUUCUGAUCUUCCUGAAGAGGACACUGAGCAAAGAGAUCCUCUUCCGAGAGCUGGAGGUGCGACAGGUUGCCCUGAGACAUCUCAUUCACUUCCUUAAAGAAAUAGGGGAUCACAAGCUGCUUUUAGACCUCUUCAGGUUUCUAGAUAGAACAGAAGAGCUUGCGCUAUCUCAUUAUCGAGAGCACUUGAACAUUCAAGACCCUGAGAAACGAAAAGAAUUUCUUAAGACAUGCAUUGGUUUGCCCUUUUCAGCAGAAGACUCUGCACACAUACAAGACCAUUACACACUUCUGGAACGUCAGAUCAUCAUUGAGGCAAAUGAUCGACAUCUAGAAUCAGCAGGACAGACUGAGAUCUUCCGGAAGCAUCCCCGCAAAGCUUCCAUCCUCAACAUGCCACUAGUGACAACGCUCUUCUACUCGUGCUUCUACCACUACGCGGAAGCUGAGGGGACAUUCAGCAGUCCCAUCAACCUGAAGAAGACGUUUAAGAUCCCAGACAAACAGUAUGUGCUGACGGCCCUGGCUGCUCGCGCCAAGCUUCGUGCCUGGCAUGAUGUAGAUGCCCUCUUUACCACAAAGAACUGGCUGGGCUACACCAAGAAGAGAGCACCCAUUGGCUUCCAUCGAGUUGUGGAAAUUUUGCACAAGAAUAAUGCCCCUGUUCAGAUAUUACAGGAGUAUGUCAAUCUGGUGGAAGAUGUGGACACAAAGUUGAACUUGGCCACUAAGUUCAAGUGCCAUGAUGUUGUCAUUGAUACCUACCGGGACCUGAAGGAUCGUCAGCAGUUGGUAGCAUACAGGAGUAAAGUAGAUAAAGGAUCUGCGGAGGAGGAGAAGAUUGAUGCCAUUCUCAUCAGCUCGCAAAUUCGAUGGAAGAAUUGAGUGGCAUUAGCUACCCUGAAAGGAAGCAGCCUCAUUUCUUCUUUUCUUGCCUGUGAAAGAAGAGAGAGCUCUUCUCUGAGAGAGCCACAUCAUCACCUCACUUGGG